This is a messenger RNA of Aphanomyces invadans, 240 nucleotides long. RefSeq lists its product as hypothetical. Bases 1 to 240 code for a protein of 79 amino acids. The record is from RefSeq and is a predicted model, not a curated record. NCBI's taxonomy places the organism in Eukaryota, Oomycota, Saprolegniomycetes, Saprolegniales, Verrucalvaceae. The transcript is spliced from 2 exons.
AUGGAAUUCAUCAAUUGGAAUGGGUUUUGUGGCUACACAGAUGAGUAUGUUACACCAACCAAAAUUGCCCUCUUUUUGGCCCACAUCCAAGAUCGUCCGCUGUGGCUGUCGCUGUUACCGUCCGCCAACUGGAAGUACGGCGUAGCUCCUCGGGCGUCCGCGGAUGCGUCUGUAUUUGCGUCGCAGGCAACCCUCGAAUCAUUGGCUAUCACACGGUCUCUGCUUAUGCAAAAGCGCUGA